Sitophilus oryzae (rice weevil) is the source of this 1496-nucleotide messenger RNA. RefSeq lists its product as uncharacterized. NCBI's taxonomy places the organism in Eukaryota, Metazoa, Arthropoda, Insecta, Coleoptera, Curculionidae. The record is from RefSeq and is a predicted model, not a curated record. Gene Ontology annotation, molecular function: protein binding. The coding region runs from base 313 to 1392 and encodes 359 amino acids. The transcript is spliced from 5 exons.
CCAUGGUGGCGUAUUCGACGGUAUGGAUGCUGAUCCGUCGACGGGACGAUAAUCUUCCGCGAGUGUGGGAAUUCUGAAAAGAGUCACGAUCAACGAGGACGAUCGAGAGGCUGAGCUGGGACCCUCAGUCGGCGACUACCCGUCCGCCGUAGCGAUUGGGGCCCCCGUUUCGGGACGCCACUGACAUUUACCCGAUUAGUUUGCGCGCUUUUCCGAAUUUCCGGUACCAGUGAUCACAGUGGCAUUUUUUUAAAUAAAUAUGGAGUAUUACAAAUCCCAGCUCGUGGGUAGAUAAGCACCAUUUCCAAUGAUAUGGGCCAGCAAACGUCAAGCCACCCGAAAAAUCUCUUGUUGCAUCGAAAACUGUCAGCGUUCCUCUUGUCCAGGUCCCGCAGGACCACGCGUACCCCUCACCCCGCUCAACCCAUCAAAUUCCAGUACAAAACUGCCCGGAACAACAACACCAAUGGUGUUACUACCAUCAAAAACGACAAGCAACAAAUUAAACCCAUUGACAAUUUGGCCUCUGUUAAAGACAAAAAUAUUUUGGCGGAAGAAAUCAAAAAUACUGAAGAAAAGAAUGUUAAAGUCGGUGUGAGAUUGCCUUUGAGAACCAAGAGUGAACCGAAUAUAGGAUAUGAGAGACCUAGACAUAGGAGGAAAAGUAGGAAAGUUAGUAAAGGAUGUUAUGAGAGUAAGGUGGUGCAACCAUUUGGGUAUGAAAUACAGGAUGUGGAUGCUUUCUUGGCGAAGGCGACUCUACAUAAACCAGCAAAUAUACCGGUAGUCCUAGCUUUCCCCAGCGUGCUCUACCAAACUAGAGUGGGGGGCUAUCAGGCAGAAAUUUCCCUUCCUUUGGGCAUGGUAGUCAAUGCCAUAUUCAAGAACCAAAAUUGGCUGUAUGUCCAAACACCUCACGCGGAAGAAGGAUAUGUUAGCUACUCCGCUUGUCUACCUCUAGGUAUUAUACCAUCUCCUGAGGACGACAAAUUAUCGCCAUGUUGGGAAAAAUCAACAGACGUAUUCCCGAAACCUUCCGGCAACAUGACAGACACAGAAAAACUUAGUUGUAAGUCCGAAUGUGGCGCUGAUGUCGAGAAAAGUUACUGUAAUAGGGAGAGAUACAGAAGUGCCUUUAGUGCGUGUGGAGAAAGGAGCGUGGAUAGGCUUUAUCUCAGAGCUACUGCUAUCGCGAAAGGAAAAGGAACAAGACAUACCUUGCUAGUAAUAAAUGAAGACUAUGAAGGCUCAGGUAAAGGAACCAUAUCAGUUGAAAAAAAUGAGGUUGUGUUCCUUCUCAAUGCCAGCAUAAAAGGCUGGUUCUAUGUGAAAAACAAGGACGGAUCAGAAGGGUUCAUCCCAUCUGUCAUAGCAGGACACGGAUUUUUAUAGAAAUAGUAUUAACUUAAUUUAUUAUUUAAAAAAUUGUAACAUAAAUCUAGAUUGUUAGAAAUACAAACACAAUUGUUGAUCUUUAUAAAUAAAAUUAGUGGAUA